AUAAAUAUUCUGCGUAAAAAAUCGAUGGUGGAGGAAAGGUAUAGUAGAUUUUUCUUAAACGUGCUGUUUACAUCUACUUCAUAACACAAUCGCGACCUGCCACUUAAUAUCUAAGAGGAGGCUACUAGUACUAGAUGACUUGACAAAAUGCCGUCCCAGUCCGACGAGCCCGCAGUGGCUCGCAAGUCUUCCCUCCGUAGCAGAGUUAGCGUCCAGGCUGCAGCUAACGUAGCGAAAGCGAAGCAGCAGGAAGAAGAAUCUCAAAAAGGAAAGGAGAAGCCCAAAGAGGAGAAAUGCGAUCUCUUCUCUGAUCCUGAUGAUGGUGGAGGGAACGACGAUGCAGCUCAGCCAAAGACUUCCAAAAGCUCUUCUGGUACCUCAGCGUCGUCUGUCAUUGGCACAUUGGGUCGAGUACGGAAGAAGCCUCGCAAGGAUGCUCUCUCUGACGAUGACGACAAAGAGAAUCUUGACGACGAGGAGGAAAGCAGAUUCAAGCCUAAGCGACUGAAGAAAGGUGGCGCUUCGAGUUCCAGUAGUGCCGUAAAGAGGAAGUCUGAUGGUGGACAGCUUGACGAUUUCUUCGCAGCACCAGAAGAUGACAACGCUUUUGCCGACAGCUAUCACUUUGGCCUUAGCCUAGACAACAACAUCCUCAAAAAUGGCAAUAAACAGGACGCCGAGGACAGUGGCGAAGAAGAAGGCGAAGAAGACAGCGAUGACGAGGAAUAUGAGCCAGAUUCUGACGAAGUAGAUGAAGGUUUUUUCUCAAAAAUGAGCGGUCGAAGCAAGAAAAGAGGAAAGAAGGCCCAACCGACGAAGGCGAUGAAGAAAGCGAAAGCCGCACCGAAGAAGAAAGGUGCAAAAAAGAAGAAGAAACGCGAUAGCUUCGUAGUCGACGGAUUGUCGGACGAACAACAAAGUGACUCUGAUGCCGUACCCUCGUCCUACCAUUAAGCGGCGUCCAUUAUUUUCAAAUCGAUAGCGUUUGCUUUCCAUUGUUUUUUCGACAUAAGAUGAAGAUCGAAAAUCAUUUCACAUUUUUGAACAAACAUGUCCACUUCAGAAUAUCCGCUCAGACAGCGAUGAUGAAUACCGUAAGGCGAAAACGAAAGAGGAUAAAGAAUGGAUGGCGAAAAGACGACACCUUGUCCGCCAAAAGAAGAAAGAAGCCGAGGAUAUUGAGCAGCUGUGGGGUUAUACGAAAAGUAAGCGUUUUGAGUCAGUUACAAAAUACCUUAUUAUUUUUGGCGUAGAGUCUAUAUUACUAGUACUGUACAUGUUGCAGUUCGAAGAUAGUAGUCCUCUUUCUUGCAUGUUUGAUAUCUUUCUCUUAAGCUUAACAUUAAAUUUAACAUCCUCUUCAUCUACAUCUUCAUUUUCAUGAUCACCAUAGGAAAUAGAUGUUCAACUCCUACUCCCCGUAAUCCUUGUCAUAGGUUAUCUCGGUGUGACCUUGUACCAGACGGCCUAUGGCGAACCAGAGGACUCGGAAGAGGAAGAGAGGGAGGAGCCGAUGACCGUACACGAAAUCGUAAACCUGCUCAAAACGAAAUUGAAGACUUUUCCGACGAAGAAAUACCUCGACCCAACGCAGCGUCCGGAUCUGGACGAUGACGCAGAGCAGGAAGGGGGUGCUUCCUCUUAAGACUGGCGUUGUCUGAGUUCUUCGAGUUUGAAUGUCAUCCUGUGCUUUUGUCGUGUCGACUCAAUGACUACAUUGAGACUUUGUCGAAAGGGUGGCAGCAUAUAGUCCUAACGCAAAAAAAAAAAAAGAUACGGGUCGUGUUAGGAACGACACUAUCAGGGGCAUACACUUACACAUGGCGUCGAUUUUCAAAGACAGUUUUUGUGAUGUAGAAGUCCCUCCACCUUCCAAGGCUCUCAUGUGUUCUAGUUGACCACCCUCUAAUUCCUGGAAGACGAGGAGGAUAGCGACGAAGACUCCUCACCUAAAAAAAAGAAGAAGAAAAAGAGUCGUGCACUAAAGCGGACCGACCCAGCGGACCAUGUGGAUCUCUGGUACCGUGAGGCCGAUGAGGACGUCAACGAGGUUCAAUACCCUGCUGCCUUCAAGCAAAUACCAGACGACUCACGCGAUGCCCACGUUAUCUACUUGCGAAGAGUAGUAGGCUUAUGGACAAGUACAGUCAUUUACAACUCCUCACACUCGAUCAAGAUCAAGAUGAACAUCAAGAAUCAGUGUAGUCACUUUUAGUUUCUUGCUAUACUUUUCUCGUCCUCUAAUUCUCCACAACGAAGACGGCUCAGAGAGAAAGGAGCAAGCGAACAUGACAGAAGCACAAGUUCGCGAGUUGCGCAAGCUUCUGAUACAGGAAAUCCCGGGUGUACGAAAAGACCAUACUGCACCUUGUAGCAUCAUGGAGACCAAGCGCGUGAUGGGGAAGAAGACGUUCAAAGCCAAAACAGAUUUUCGGCCAAUUGUCAAACUCAUUGUAGAUCGGAAGGUAUCCACUUCUUAUUUAUCUUCUGUGGUCCGAGCAGAUAGGAGGUACAGGUAGAGGUUGCGUUCUAGGCCAAUUUCUGUGGACUUGGACGAGAUUUUGAUAGUAUUCAGUUUUGCUCUAGAUUAAGAUUCUUGCAUUUCAAAAUAAGCAUAAACCGCCACCACCACGACAGGUCCAGAACAAGUUUGAAAACGUGUUUUAUAGUGGAGAGCACAAGGCCCUCGGGCAUCGUAUCUACGUUGCUGUGCCACCAACUGGAGGCGUCCGCGACUUACCUGAUGAGUGUUUCCUAGACCCUGGACGCAAGUAUCCUGUUUUCAUUGUAGCAGCAAAUCAGAAGGAUAAAGACACAAUGCCGCUGGAGAAGAACAAUGUACCAGGAGACGAUGAAAAAACAUCGACGUCGGGUAGUAGUAGUACUAGUACAGUUUUGCGUGGUAAGAUUUCCAUUCCGCUUUUGCUUGCAGCACACAAAUCGCUCAUAACGAAUGCGGAGCGCACUUUCAAAGGCAAGUGGAAGCUUUUGCUACAGAAACCGGUUGUGAUGGGAGACCUGGACCUUUAUGAUUAUAGAGGAUUUACGCUUUCUGAGUCUGACGGUGACCAUUCUACAUACUUUUUGAAUUGUGCUUCUAUUUCUGCGACAACAGCUUCAACUUCUUCUACGCGUCGUCUUCUUUACAUCUCUAACCUAAUCCAAACGAAUCUGGCGUCGCACCAGCUGCAACUAUCGACCAAGAAAUGCGCCAGAGACUGGAAGGAGAUGAUAACAUGACAUCGUCGAAGCUGGCAGGAGGUGAUGCUGCUGCUUCUGCUCCUCCUGAUGCUUCUAAAGACGUGAAAAAAGAAGGGGCUAAUCCUAAUGGAACACAGACACAGAGCAGCUUUGCCUUUCCAGGUUACCGACACGAGAACAUGGACGAGCUCCCACCCGAAGGCUUGAGGCAUUAUUCGCAAAUCACGAACGAUUUCGAUGUCGUGUGGCUUCAGAGAGCCGCUCUGCUCCUCAACCACGCGAUGAAACAAAACUUGGUAACUGCCGAUAACAUUUCCAGAGGCACGCUUACCGACGCACAGGUGAAGCAGGCUAAGGAGUUCCAUCGAAAAGGCCUCACCUGGUACGAUGGCAAGAACGCCGAGAAGUUCAAAAUGGCGAUCCAACCAACUCUCUCUGGUGGUAUCGGAGGGUCAUCCCACAUACUUUCCCAUGUGCAGACGAUGCAGUCGGAGAUUGAGCGACAGUGUGAGGACGCUGAAGCGAAACAUGCGAUGAACCUCGAAGCGAAAAGGAUGCAACUUGAAGCUGGAGGUGGCUUCGGAAAGCGCAAAAGACCUUUGGCUGCGGCUACGUCAACGUAUUCCCUCUUUGGUGCGCCAACACAAUCCGGCCUCACCAAUCUCCAGUCCACUACCUCUUUAGGAGCUGCACAACCUGCCGGUAAUCAAGGGAACACAAACACAGUAGUGACCGGCAAGAGCUUUGACAGCUUGCUAGGACCGGCAACAGACGCGGCUGCGCUACAGCUGAAGCAAGCAGAUGUCGAAGAGGAGAUGCUGUUUGGAUCAUUAGGCACAGAACGUCUUGUAGAAGGCGGCUCUUCCUCUUCAACAAUGUUGAAACCUGUGACAGAACACCAGCGUGGGAGUUCCGCUGGUGGAGUUGAAGCUUCUGGUGCAUCAAGCACUGCUCCAGUUCCUCCUGCACAAGGUGGCAAGAAGCUUACCAAGCUGGAGCUUUUGAAGUUGAAGCGUGAGGAAAGACUCGCAGCACAGCGAGCGAAAACAGGAGGCAACGCAGGAGCGGGAGCUGCAAUCUUAGGGAACAAGACUGCAUCGAAAGAUGCUGGAAAUGCCGAACCAGACGACGAUCGUAGUCGUCGUUCCGCAAAAGCACCCACUACUUCGUUUAUAUCCUCCGCUCACGCCGAUCUGUUCAAACCUACCCUCAGCGCAGAUCACCUAGCUGACGUGAAGCUUGCUGGUAGUGACGAACUCUGUAUCAUCGAUGAGUCUCAGACCAGUGCAGGUGGAGAGGACGGAAACAACAGCUACGCGUAUUUGCAAGAGGGUGCCAAGCGACAAAAACAGCUCGAAAGCAAGGUUCGCAUUCUGGAACAGAACAUUCAGAAUUUGAUGACGCUAGAUGCCAGAGGAGACCAGUGGAAAGGCGCCGUUGGGGAAGUACAAAACGCCAUAAUCACGGUCCCGCCAGAUCGUCGAGGGCAGUUGGACGACAUGCUGAAAAGAGUUUUGGAGCGGAAAAAGAAAUAUCCAAAACCUAGCAAGGAUUUGGUAUUUUUUCUAUUUUUGAUGUCACAUUGUUCUUGUUCUUGAUUUAUUGUCAUAUUUAUUUUUAGAGAAGUCCUAUAAAUAUCUAGAUGAACUUCGAGUAACGUGACUAGAGAGAAAUCCAGAUCCAGUGACUAGAUGAACCUCGAGUAACGUAAUCCAAUAUGAGUGGGUGUGCCCUCACUGGGCUGGUGAAUUAGAGUGUUACUGUUGGAUACAUUCGAACACAGACUGUUAAGUCGCGUCUAGUUUCUCGGUAGGAGACACUUGAGAGUGAUACUGUUUUCACAAUUUGCACUCACAGCCUGAGACAAAUGAUCUCUGGCUGCUUUGAUCCCUGUGGAUGUUCAUUGGGGUUACAUGGAGGAAGUCUCAGCUUCAUCAUUGGGAUAUCAUGUUGCAUGGGGAAACUUUCAUAUGGAAACGCUUAUGCUAUCAUCAUUGAUUCAUACGAUCAUCCUAUGUUGAUUCUCAUCAUUGAUCAGAACUGACAGUACGUUAUGAACCUGAUUACAGCUAUGAAACAUUCAUCAUUUCUUCUAUCUGAAUACGUUGAAGGUCCUUUGCCUGAUGAUCACUGUUUUUGGAACUAUAUGCAUUUAGGUCUGUAGGUUAUCUUUGAGAUCAUUCCGGUGCUGUUUUGUCCUUGACUGUAUUGGGAGGCUUGAGCCACAAACGAGAGAGAGAGGAGAAGCCAGAGACACCCGCGCGACGGUAAACCCGUCGGGCGUUUGGAUGGUGCUCCGGUAACCUUUUGCCUGGCGAUCUUGGUCAUUUUGCUGAUCUUCAUCCUUGUGAUCUUUGUGACAUUUCGAGGAUUAUGACCUUGACCAACACCCCUCCUCAAUCGUUGCGUGUCGAAGUCCCUAGUCUCUGGACUACCACGGAAGUCAUAUCUCCUAGCUGCUCUUCUAUGGCUACGGUAUACUCGGCUAGAAACCAAAAUAAACCGAAUAUACUACACUAUAGUAAGCUAAAUCAUCCCCAUUCGUUUCAUCGUCUGAGGAAUCACAAUCAUCAUACUCAACUUUAGUUGUCGGGUUAUCUAUAUGGUGAAGUAGUAGUCUACGUUGAGACGAACUACAUUCUAACUUAGUUAAGCCAUCAGCCUUCAUUAAGUUAGUUGGACAGAAAACUAUCUUACUGGCCGCAUCACGUACACGCAAGUAGCGCAGUGCGUAAUGGCGACUCUUCGGGCGUGUGUCAGUUGCUUUGGCUGUUGUGAUCGCGGAUUGGUUGUCGAUCCAGAGCACAGCAUUGUCUAAAGAGGGAGACAAGCCGUUCUGUGUGUGUACCAACUGGGUUGGUAGAGGCCUAUAGAAGUCUGUAAAGUCAUGCAGUUCACUAAGCACAAUAGUGUCAGAAGCUGCAAUAUAUUCACUUUCAGCCGUAGAGUAGGCACGGACAGUUUGUCGGUUACUUCUCCAAGCAAUUGGAACGCCUUUGAAAUACAUGAUCGAUCCACUUGUACUUCUCAUAGUCUUUGCGCAGUUGGCGAAACCUGCAUCACUAAAGAUAUUCACCUCUGGCAUAUCUCUGCCUUCAGGUAGUAACUUUGAAUAGAUUCUAUUGAAUUCUUCUUCUUGUUCUGGUGAGUAUUCCAGUCCUUGGUCUCUCGUUGUCACCAGAUACUUUAGCACUUUUCUGGCUGCUUUAACCAUUCUUGUUGACGCGGGUUUGCUGACAUGUCUAGCCAGUGCUGCCACCGGAACAGAAAUGUCCGGGCGCGCGGUUACAGCUACCCAUAGCAAGGCGCCAACGACCUCACGAAAGGGAUACCCUUCGACUAUCUUGAUCCCCUCCUCAAGAAAAGCCGACUCGUCAAAAUUGGGCGAGUAAACCGGUUUUCCGACAUCAAUUUCGAAUUUCUUUGCGAUUUUAUCAAUGUACUCCUCCAUAUUGAGCCGAAAUGUUCGAGCUUCACGGCAGUAAUACACGAUGGCACCUAAGAAGUCGAACCUGAGCCACGUUUGACCCCAAGGGGUUGGAACGGACUCCACAUCAAUCGCACGGCCAGGGGCACGCGAGAAGAUGAGAUCUAGUUCGGUCUUGAGCUCAUCAAGAUCAGGACCCGUUGCAAGAUUGUCAUCAACAUAGACUGACAUCUUGAGGAACUUCCCAGGUACCUUCGCACUCGGCUUUCUCCAUAAGCCUGGCGCAGAAUCACACGGCUCCCAGCCAAUGGUGGCUAGUAUGUCGUGAUAUUUCUUGAACCAUGCUCGUGGUGCGUCCUUCAAGCCGUAUAAGGCCUUCUUGAGCUUCACGAUCUCGCGUCCAUGCUUCUCUGCCCAGAUGGGUGGGAGACGGCAGAAGACAUCGCGAUCGAGUUCAGCAUUGAGGAACGCAGAAUCUAAAUCGAACGGGAUCACAUAGUCCUGUUCUGACGCAGCAGAUGUCAGGAGCAGCCUAUUAGCGGCGUGUGAAACUACGGGAGCAAAGGUGUUUAGCUCUCCUGAACGAUCUAGAUUACCGAGGACACAAGCGCGAGCCUUGUAUCUUCCACAUCUUUUAAUAGUUAGAAUUAUGGCAAUUGGUAGAGCCUGUCGCGCGGUCGCAAGCUCCUCGUCAGAAGCUUCUUUCCACGUUUCAAAGGCUAGUAGUCUCGCAUGCUCUUUGUCAAUAACCUCCCGCCAUUUGUCGGCAUCAGGAGACUUGAGUGCUUGAGCAACGGACAAAAUCACAUAUGAUUCGACGAAUUCCUCAUCUUCGUCUAAUUCACACGUGCCACCUACUGCACUAGCGAACAGCGCCACAUUCUUUCUCAGUUCUUCUAACUGUUUCUUUGUUCUUCGAACCCUGCUGCCUGCUUUGUCCUUCGCUCCUUUUGGUCGGCCACGCUUCUUGACGUGUGUACGGCGUUCGCCUGCCACAACACGUGCUGGAGAAGGCGCUUUCGACUUAGACGGACUUAGCGGAGCAGAUGUCUCGCGAUCCUUCGCUUCAGCAUUCCCCUCCUCAAGUGAAACACCUUUUGGAGAGUCAGCUGCGUUGGAUUCCUCUACUUUAUCCAGUGUCUCAAUAAAUAAUUCGUCGGAAAUCGCGGUCGGUCCACCUGGAAUGUGCUCCGUGCCAGAGAACCCCGAUUGAUGAUCCAGCCUUUGCACUGACUGUCCAAGCAAGGGGGAGCCCAGCGACGACGCGCCACUCUGCAGAUUUUCCAGUUCGUCAUACUCAAUGUAGAUGCCCUUCUGAUCUGGCAAAAGCCAAUCGAUAUUUUUAAUUAGAUAGUCCUCUCUGAACUUUACAUCUAGGGUAGAGUAUUCCGCCCAUCGAUGUCCAAGCUUGCAACGAUCGUCAUGAGCGAAAGUUCCAACCAACCAACCAGACGACUUCGGACAGAGUCCAAGGAAGACGCCACGGCGGUACUUGGCCGAGAGCUUGGGUUCAGGAGUGUUGGCUUGAAUUUGUUCACGAAAGUAAACUAGACAACCAAAUCGGCGGAGCAUGCCGAUUGAACUCUUCGAUGAGUUUCUACCAGUCCUUUCUUCUAAGAUUUCAAUUGGACUCUUUCCAUCAUGUUGAGGCAUUUUUGCAUAGUUAUGCGGUAAACGAUCCCAGCAGUCACCAGCGUACUCGACGCAGUAACACCAGAGGCGUUUAUCAACUUUAGUCAGCAUUGUGCGUACACUGCCGAACAAAGUCCGCAUAAAACGUUCGCAGGUCCCAUUCAUCUCCGGAUUAUAAGGAACAGCCGGACUGUCUGAGACUCGCAGCGAUUGCAUAACUUUGGUCAUGUCAUCACUGCUCAGGACAGGUUCUCCAUCCCUCCGGAGGAACCACACUACCUUGUCAUCAAGUGAUAAGGAGUAGUCCUGGCGAAUGCCUUUGAUAACUUCUUCUAUUUCCUCCACACAGUCACUUUUCAGCUUAAGCGGUCGACAGAACACCUUCUUAAUUACAUCACAGAUGAUCACUAAUACACAUCUCUUUGACCUGACUGAUACGGGUUUGAUUCCAACAGCAAAGUCGAUUGCUAGUAACUUCAAUGGUUCAGGUUUGUAGUUCGAAGUAUCUCUAGCUUUUGCAUGUGGUGCGCGUUGGCCUUUAUGUAGAUCACACUCAGGGCAAUUUACCUGGAGGCCAUCUAUAUGAAAGUGCCCACAUCUUCUAUGAAGUUCGAGUCUUGUAAGGUAACAACUACUGACUCCUUCUUCUACUGUUGAACAAAUAUAACCACUAUCAGUCUCUUCUUUAAAUAAGUUGCAUGCAAGUAUGGGAAGCUGCAAGCGUGGAUGACUUCUUAUGGGUAUGGCCUGGCCGGUGUCCGUAUGUACGAGACAACCACCUGCGCCUUUGAAGUUGAAUUCCCAUCCUAAUUGCGAGCAGUUCCCUUCACCUAACCAAGGUAUAAUACGAUCUAAGUCCUUUGGUAGUGAAUCAUAAUAAACACCAUACUGGAGCCCUAAGAUGUUUGACUUUAGUUUUCCUACUCUUCCGUCUUUACUUCCAGCGCUACCAGUAAUCCUACAAGUUCUCAUAGUUAUUUCACUAAAAUCGUCUUUGUGUCUUGAAAGAUAUUUGUUUGCACAACUAUCGACUAGACUAACUUCUUCUCUUGUAGUAAUGGAACUAGUUGAAAGACUAUGUCCCACAAGUUUUACCUCCCCUGUAUUAUUUACGUUUAUUUCUUCACCCUCAUCUUCAUCCAAGUUCAGCGAGCAAAAUCCGCUUUCCACCGGUUCCGCAACUCAGCUCUGCUUUCCGCCGUUGAGAGCUUGCCACAGCUCCGCAACUUGGGACAUGUGAACCAUGCCAUUACCCUUUCCACCUUUACCCAUAGCACUACUAGAUUGGGAAUUGGUGUUCCAGUUCCAGUUUGCCUGGUUCUGUGGAUUCUUCCAACAAGACGCGGAUUUGUGACCCGGUUUGUUGCAGAUCCAACAGACUGGACGGGUGUCUUGUUUUCCAGAACCUUUAUUAUUUUUGUUCUGCGGCUUUCCUUUGCCGUUCGAAUUGGAGGCAUAGACCUCGGCGGCGAUCUUCUUCUUUGUGUUUGCCUUGAAGCGCUUGAGAGCACUUUUAGACAGAAAGAUCUUACCACCUUCAUUGGCCUUUUCCUCGUCAUCCUCCUCUUCACGAGAACGUUUAUUCGAGGUCUCCUGAACAUUGACCGGGAACGCCUUCCCGAAGGAAUCGUUCUCAACUUUGUAGGUUCCCUCCUCGAUCAACGUCGCAAGACGCUUUUCAAGUCGGUCACCAAUCUGGUCAAAUGUCAGACCAUCUUCUUCCUGCAUGCGUUCGAUCGUUGCCUUGAAGUUCUUGCAGAACAGCUCGGGCAACUUCUGUAGCAGUGCACCAUUUUGUUGGUCACUUUCUGGCACUCCUGCUUCCGGCGGGUACACGGUGGGCGACUGGUUCAUGAUGUCUCGGACUUUCGACAAGAAUCCUGUGACAUCUGCAGGUUGAUCCGCGUUGUGGAACUUCAACACGCCAUCCGUAAGCGGUUUUACUUUCAUCCGUUGUUCCUGACGGUUGUUUUGAUCGAAGUGUCCUACAUCACGAAGGAGCACAACAACCUCACCUGCAUCCAUCGCAUCCACCUGCCCAUUAUCGUUCUGGUUGUUGAUGAACGACGCAGCGGCACCUUUCAGACUACGAAUAAUCGCAUCUUUCAGGUUGCGCCACUUCUGCCGAAUUGUUUCCUCCCGAUUGGUAACUCCGUUAGGAAUACCAUGAGGAGCUGCCGGAAUGCCGACUACAUUCGUGUAGUUUUGAAGCAGGCCGAGACGGCUAGCUUCCUGACGUAUGGCAAGUUGCCAUGCUCGCCAGUCGGACUUCUGUCCGAGUUUCUUCGAAAUUUCUUUCGCAUCGCAGGACAUUUUGAAAAGUUGUUUCUAGAUGGAUUUCUACUCUAUACUUAGCUCAAGGGUCAAAGUAGUGUUGGAUACAUUCGAACACAGACUGUUAAGUCGCGUCUAGUUUCUCGGUGAGAAACACUUGAGAGUGAUACUGUUUGCACAAUUUGCACUCACAGCCUGAGACUAAUGAUCUCUGGCUGCUUUGAUCCCUGUGGAUGUUCAUUGGGGUUACAUGGAGGAAGUCUCAGCUUCAUCAUUGGGAUAUCAUGUUGCAUGGGGAAACUUUCAUAUGGAAACGCUUAUGCUAUCAUCAUUGAUUCAUACGAUCAUCCUAUGUUGAUUCUCAUCAUUGAUCAGAACUGACAGUACGUUAUGAACCUGAUUACAGCUAUGAAACAUUCAUCAUUUCUUCUAUCUGAAUACGUUGAAGGUCCUUUGCCUGAUGAUCACUGUUUUUGGAACUAUAUGCAUUUAGGUCUGUAGGUUAUCUUUGAGAUCAUUCCGGUGCUGUUUUGUCCUUGACUGUAUUGGGAGGCUUGAGCCACAAACGAGAGAGAGAGGAGAAGCCAGAGACACCCGCGCGACGGUAAACCCGUCGGGCGUUUGGAUGGUGCUCCGGUAACCUUUUGCCUGGCGAUCUUGGUCAUUUUGCUGAUCUUCAUCCUUGUGAUCUUUGUGACAUUUCGAGGAUUAUGACCUUGACCAACAGUUACACUCUUGAUUUGUCAUAUCAGAGAAAUCCAAAUAUCAGAGAAAACCAUACAACUAGCGUCUAAUGAUCUGAAAACAACUGAUGAUCUAUCUAAGUACCCUGUUGCUGUAGUGUGUCGACCUCCUUCUCCGCCAAAACAAUUCAGAUAUCCAUGCGUGCCAAAGCAGUUGGCUUUGGGAAGACGUUGCGAAAAAGCGACAGCAAUCCAGACGCAAUGGAUGAUAGAUCGCGUGGUCCUCCGAAAAGUAAACCUGCUAAAGAGCGUGGAGGUGGAGUGAAAGAAGUGAAAGAAACACUACUUCCUCCAGAUGAUCGAAAAACUAAGACAAGACCUGGCCCUGGUGCUAAGAAACCUCUGUCGAGACACGAUAGUGCUAGUGUAUUUGAGGAGAAUAGUCAGAUGAAGUUGGUGACGAAUAAGGAACCAACACCGACUAGUAGCAACAUGAUAGGAGGUGGACCUGGCAGCUUGUUCUUUCCGAAGCGCGAUGGUGCCAGUGCUGAUAAGUCAACAACAGAUAAAGUAAAGAAAGUCCCGUCAAUAGAUGGGGGUGGAGUGGACUUGAAAAAAAGUCGAUCGCGCAGCGGCUCCGAUGAUAAAGUUCCAGGUAGUAGUCCUGUUUUGGGCACGACUGACAUCAACAAAGGCGAUACGUCCAAAGCUCCUGCUGAUGCCGAUGUAGCAUCUUCUAACAUCAAGGACACGGGUCCUAAUGCUCUUCCGGCAAAUCUUGAUUCAAUACAGUUGCCACCCGAGGUUCGAAGUGACUACGAAUGCACACCCACCGGAGCUCCUCCUGCUGCUCACAUGGAUGAAUGUCUUCAAUCUGCUGACAUGGACGUGGCCAAUUCAUUGUCCCAAUACAUGGGUCAAGGAGGUCAUUUGGAAAACGAUGUCAAGAACUGCACUUACUCCGGUGCUGAGAUGCAUGGACAAAUGGACAUCAACUCACUCAGCCUAAAUGAAGUAGGGGGAAAUAUAAUUACAAAUAACAACAGCAACAGCAAGAACCACGUACAACACGCAGGAAGACGAGGAAGUUGCAGAUUGGACGAUAGCUUAGAGCACGAUGAAGAUGGACGUGAUUCGACGGCAUCUUCGCAACUGCUGUUGAACAGAGAACGAUCAGCUUCGUCGUCCUUGCAGCAUUUGAAUAGCUUUUGCUCUAUCGACCAAGAGGGUGCGGAAAUGCAGGCAGAGAAGAACAGAGGCGCCCAAGGAGCGAAUAACUCUUUAUUGAAUUUGUGUGGAGGAGGAGGAGGAGGAGCGAAGAUGGAAUCCCCUGUAGAACACGUGGUGAAUCCGGCAUGUACUUUUAGCUUCUAAUUCGAGAGUUUCAAAUCGCUUUUUGUUUGGCAACUUCUUGUUCUUCCCAUUGAUAAUUGAUCAUCUCCAUCAACAUCAUCUUCUAGGCUAAGUAUAAUAUACUUCCACGACAGUGAGCGCCGGUUUCGGAGGACGACUGCUUGCCGCUACCAAGCCUCAGGAGUAUGGAGACCAAGAGCAACAGCGCAAAUUUCUGGCUGAGAUGAACAUGUUGACCCUAGAGGAUGAGGAAGAGUCCGAGAUCAUAUCAAAGGAGCUUGAUCAUGAUGAUAGUGCAAAGCUUGGCGACAGUCUCAAUAGCGAAGACGCAGUAGGAAAAGCGUCUUCUUCCUCCUCAUCCAGUGCUGGGCCUGGUGCGCCAUCGAGGCUCAAAAAUCUCGCGGCGCGAGAAGCAGAGGAGCUAGAACGCCAAAGGCAAGAAAGGGUUGAGCGGAAAGUUGCAUUAUGUUCAUUUAAAUUUGUCGUUCUUGUAGGUGUAUUCGAAAACUCAAAAUAAGCGAGUUGCUGACUGAAAUAAGAGGGUCUUGACUACUUAGUACACUCCUCUUCUUUCAGUAUCUCCCUUAUUUUCAAUAGUUACUCGGUUAUUUCAGUUUAUCGAUUACUAUAGCUCUAGUUCCAGUCAUGUUGUUUACAAUAAAUGGCGUUUUUUCGCGUACCCACAUCGUGAGGCUAGAUCUGGAUGCUACCUUCUUCUAAUCCUCAAGCAGCUAUUGAAAAAGAAACGUGCAGAACGACUGGCGAAGUUCGUGGAGAUAGAGGCUGACGAAUCUGACGCGUCAGAGUCUGAAGGUGGAGGAGAGGUGAAAAGCGACAUGGACGACGAUGAUGAGGAAAACGCCAAGCGGAAAAAGAAAAAGACAAAGAAAAUUACGGCUCGGGCUUACUAUUUGUAAAUUUUUGAGAGUAAAGUUGUUCACGCGAAAUCUUUGAUGUGGGUAAUGCCUCGCUGGUAUCUAAGCUGCUGUAGCACGGCAGUUAUUAUUCGGCAUUGACGUAUAAGGACCUAUAAAAAUGUAGUAGAAGUAUAAAAGACACAUCACCACCAGAUGAACAGCCAACACCACUCCUAUAUCUCUAAGGCCGAAGCCAAGGCCAAGGAAAAAGACGAAGAUGCGGAUGACGAGGAGGGCAGCGAUGUCGAUGAUGAACUCGCUUCGUUAUUAGCAGACGACGAGGAGGAGUCCGAUGAAGAAGACGACGUCGAAUUUCGAAGGAAGAUGUACGAUAUCACUUCUUGCUUACAUUUCGUUUAGACAUAUUGAUAUUCGAAGGAAGACGUACUAUGAAAAUUUUUCUCGCGGCUUUUAUUUCGGAUACAUAGUCUACCUUGUGGACUUCUGUUACCGUGUUUGUUUGUCCUUCUUUUGUUCCAAGUUGAAGUUUAGGCUCAGCGAGUAGGACAUGUACACUCAGCAGUGCUCGCUCUUUUCUUCUAUUGUCUUGCUUGUCUCUCCUUAUUUUGUGCUUGCGUUCGGGGAAGCCGUACGUCCACGCAAUAACAUGAACAUCAUACGUAGUUCAUGAUCCAAUACACAUACAGGUUUCUGAUUAACAUAGAAGCGGAGAAAAACACGGAAUCCUGGUUAGACAAAUAUGUGGUCGACAGAAAGGAGCGCAAACGACAGCGACAGAUUGAACGAGAACGGAUGGGUACUCUCUUUGUCUGAUAGCGUCCUUCUUGAUGUGUUUUGCUGUGCAUACUGUUUUCUAAAAAGUUACGUUACUCUUAUUUCCGAAAAAACUCAAAAAGACACUUUUACUUUCUACUGCUAUCAUCUACAGGUGAAACCGCCCGUUGGGAGGAGGAUCUGCGACAGCGGGAGAAGGAAGAGCGUCGUCAGAGAAAACUCCUAGAUGAGGAGAUGCAGGAAGAUGAAAUUUUGAGUGACGACGUCAAAGCCAAUGAAGCGGAGCGCGAGAAGGCUAGAGAGCGCAAACGAAAAGCAGCAGAACGCGAUGCGAAAUUGUUGGAAAUUCAAGCAAAGAACGCGGCAGAGAGGGAAAAGAAGGUAUGGGUAUGUGCUAUCAAUAGAGGUAGAUGAAACACAAACGAUAACGAAGAUCAUUGAUAUCAGAAUCAUACUAGCGCCUCGGCGGCCUGAUGUGGAUCAUCCAAGCAUUGACAAUAUCAAUUUCUCAUCCUACUAUCCAGUAUCCACCUCCACUACUCGUCACAGGAAAAAGAGCGUAUUGCCAAACUCCUUGCUGAAGACGUGUCCGGUGAUCGCGACAAAAUCAUGGAGCGACUGUGCAAGGAUCAAUACGAAGCUGCUGGUCUCGAAUGGAAUUAUCUCGAAAAAGUCAAGACCUCCGCUGCCCGUAUCAACUUCGAAAAAGCGAAGGAGAAGAAAAAAGCGGUUAGGUUGAAGUUAUGGAAGAACAAGAAGUUGUUGUUGAAAGAAGUUUUUACUGUCUGUUAGUAUUAGCUGAACAAAAAUAAAAACAUUUUGUCCGUUUCGUCUUGAGUUCUGUUUCUGCGACACUCAGACUCGGAGGACCCUGAAAAAGAAUAAGAAUUAACAAAUGGAGGAUUAUGAUUUGAGAGACAUUGUUCUUGUUGCCAUUGGCAUUGGUUCUUCUUCUUUUGCUCUCCCUCUUCUAAACCACAACCGAAAGCGUGCUGCGGGAAUCGAGGUGAGCUCCGACGAUAGCGAAGAAGACCGCAAGACCUUCGGCACAAACCGGCAGUUGGGAUUGCUUGGCCGUAUUAAAAUGCGAGGUCCUAUCGAUAUGCAAGGUGCCGAAAAAGGCGGUCGAUGAAAGAAACGGAGAGGCUGCGGUGGCAGCUGGUCAUGAUAACCGUCGAAGUUUUUAGAACUACGUUUUAUUCCAAUAGUUGUCCUUGAUCUUCUUGUAAUUCUAAAUCUAGUUCUAGAAAAACGUGUAGAUGUAAAAUUUGAUGCAUUUAUUUCUGCUCCUUCUUAUAUAUAAUAUAUCCUCAUGAUAAAUUCUUCAACCUUGUUAAGACACGCUGAACCCGCUUGUCGGACACUCUGCCACAACGAAACAAAAAGCGGCUUUCUUGUUUGCUUUUUUUUUGCUCUAGAAUGAAUGGAGGAAGGUGAAGUCGAUGAUUACCUUUUUUUGAACAGGAUAUAAUUAUAAUUUAAUGAUGCUGAUCCUGAUAAGUAGCACUGCCUGAAAGGAAUGGUGUGCUGCUGCUUGAUGUGAUGGACAUAUCGGACCUCUUUUGUUGAGCACAAUGAUUUUUUUGCACGUUGAAGAGUCGAAAAAAAUACUUGAGCUACGUCUUCUCGAUUAGGUUGGGGAGAACAAAAGCAUGAAGAUGGAUCAUGCGACGAAUCC
Amoebophrya sp. A25 is the source of this 15900-nucleotide messenger RNA. Lineage: Eukaryota; Dinophyceae; Syndiniales; Amoebophryaceae. The record is from the annotation of a GenBank genome assembly.